AUGGAUUGUGUUCAUAUAUUUUAUCCACAGUCUCUAGCAGCAAAGGCAGAAGUUUUGGAGCUGUUUAGUGUUGAAAAGCAAAUCCGUAGUUCUCAUAGUGGUAGUCUGAAUUUACAACUGGUGCAUGAUUCUUUAUUGUCACUUAAACUCAUGUUUAGGACUUUUUUCUUAAACAAAGCAACUGCGCAACAAUUGGCUAUGUGUGUUUCACCAGUUUUAUCAGAACCUGCUUUGUUUAAGGCUCACCGUAUAGGUCCUCUAUGGACUGUUUUGCAAAUAGUACAGAGUGCUUUACCUAUGUUUUUUGACUGCUUUGGGGAGAGGCAUUUGAUCAGUAAAAGUGAAAUGCCAUUGCUGAUGGAGAUUCUCUUUUUAGAAGGAUAUAGUGUUGGCUUGAAUGAUUUUGACAUUCCCAAGGCUGUUACUGAAGAUAUAAAGAAGAAGAUUCAGGACAUAUCACCUUUGCUGCUUCACUUGAGAUCAAAUUACAAUGAACUUGUAGAGUUGCAAGUGGAAAGCUACUUGAAAACUGUAAAACUGCCUAUCGUGACUCGUAUUCUAAAGUUAUCUGCUUCGGGUAAUUUGAUAGAUUCGAAAAAUGAUUCAGCUAUCAGUAAGGUUGUUCAACAACUUGGCUUUUUGGGGCUUCAACUUUAUGACCGAAGGAAGUUUUAUUCAAGGAGUUUGGUGGACGAAAAUAGUCCUGGAAGUUCUCUUGCUGGUGAACCGGUUGGUGUAUUAGCUGCUACUGCAGUAUCAAAUCCUGUAUAUAAAGCAGUUCUUGAUUCUUCUCAGAGCAACAACUCUUCAUGGGAAUCGAUGAAGGAAAUACUUUUGUGCAAAGUUAACUUCAAGAAGAAUCAGUAG
Molecule: messenger RNA, 867 nt
Organism: Magnolia sinica
Lineage: Eukaryota; Viridiplantae; Streptophyta; Magnoliopsida; Magnoliales; Magnoliaceae
Product: DNA-directed RNA polymerase V subunit 1-like
Exons: 3
Coding region: 1-867 (288 amino acids)
Biological process (GO): DNA-templated transcription
Cellular component (GO): RNA polymerase II, core complex
Source: RefSeq, a predicted model, not a curated record